Neltuma alba is the source of this 557-nucleotide messenger RNA. RefSeq lists its product as uncharacterized. NCBI's taxonomy places the organism in Eukaryota, Viridiplantae, Streptophyta, Magnoliopsida, Fabales, Fabaceae. The transcript has a single exon. Gene Ontology annotation, molecular function: calcium ion binding. Bases 75 to 557 code for a protein of 160 amino acids. The record is from RefSeq and is a predicted model, not a curated record.
CAAUACCUGAUACUCUACAGACGAAGGCAUUUCGGAGCAUUGGAAUUAUCAAGUCUGAAUUCCAAACCCCAACAAUGAACGUUGCGGUUGUGAAUAGCUCCACGAUCACGAAGUUUGUGGAUGACAAGAACACGUUUGAUAAAUUCGUGCGGGAACGGCUUGCGUUGCUUGAUGAAGAUGGCGACGGAGUGCUUUCGCCAGACGAUGUUCGCGGCGGAUUCAGCAAGUUAUUGCCAUUAGGUUACUAUCCCCGAGAAAAGGACGAGAUUGAUGGGCUCUGCAGAUCGGUCUUCGAGAGGUUUGAUGAAGAUCAAAACGGAUGGCUGGAUGGCAACGAGUUCAAGUCCUUCAUGACCGAGAUUAUGAAUGCUCUUGCUCGUGGCAUCGGUGGCUCUCCCCUCGUUGUUGUUCUUGAACAAGGCAGCUUCCUUUCCAAGGCUGUUCACCACGAAUUGGCCAGAGAUAGCGCAGAGUUGCUGAAACCUCUUGUGGUGAGAUUUUGUGAUCAUGAAGACUAUAAUCCUUUCAGUUCUAUAGAAUUUACGUGGCCUGCAUGA